GCUCUCACCUACUACAGUACGAGCAACCCAAUGCCAGACACGAUGUAUACAGCAAUCAUCACGCCCAGCCGCAUCAGUAUCGUCAAGCCUCGAGGCAGACCUUGCAAAUCUGCGCCUCCCUAAGGCCGUUCAGGCAACAUAUCUCAACCCUUUAAAGCGGAGCAGAGCAAAAGGAUAUCGAGACCCAGCAUGCGAACUGCACCUCCAUUCGUACAGUGUACGAAACUUGGAAAUGUUCGCCGACUUCGCUGUACGAUCAGCAUAUUUCCUUAACCUUUGCGCACGCGGACCAUCGCCUUUACCCAGAAAGACCGAACGAUGGACUGUACCGAGAUCGAACUUCGUCCACAAGAAAUCGCAAGAGAACUUCGAGCGAAUUACGAUGAAGCGUAAGAUCACCAUUCUCAAUGGUCAUCCGGAUACCGUGGCUAUAUGGCUGGCCUUCUUGAGAAGACAUCAAUACUACGGCAUUGGAAUGAAAGCCAACAUAUAUGAGCACGGGGAUCUUGAUGUAGCUCAGGAUCUGGACAAGGAGGCCGAGCGCCUGGGAAAGAUUCUAGGAGAGAAGAAGCUGCUACCGGAGCCAUCGAAGCGUGAGGAGAUGCAUGGUCCUAUGAACAGCACUUCUGUGCUUGACGAAUCAUUCAAGGCGCAGUGGGGAGCAUAUGCGGCGAUGGGAGGAGCCCCUGGUGCUAGUAGCGCUUUGCAGAGAAUUGAUAUGGUCAAGCUUCCUCCCCCUGGAGCGAAGAAAGCUGUUGGGUACAGUCGGGCACGAGGACAUGAGAAGGCAGUGUACAAAAGUCAGUAAGCGAAGCAAUACUUGAUACCCGUUAUGGACACAAAGAUCCAUCAAAGUUCUGCACUCUGCAUUUUAUCACUCCG
This is a messenger RNA of Pseudocercospora fijiensis CIRAD86, 882 nucleotides long. RefSeq lists its product as uncharacterized. NCBI's taxonomy places the organism in Eukaryota, Fungi, Ascomycota, Dothideomycetes, Mycosphaerellales, Mycosphaerellaceae. Gene Ontology annotation, cellular component: ribosome; mitochondrion; small ribosomal subunit. Gene Ontology annotation, biological process: translation. Bases 233 to 808 code for a protein of 191 amino acids. Gene Ontology annotation, molecular function: structural constituent of ribosome. The record is from RefSeq and is a predicted model, not a curated record. The transcript has a single exon.